AUGGUCUCAACCCAUCCCCAUGUCGACCUCCAUCAUGCCCAUACCGACAUCUUCGCUGCCACGUCGGUGGCUGAUCUCCAUGCCACUCUCGCACACCUCCACCACCAAGAAGCCACAGUCACCCAGCGCCUCAAUGACCUCGUAGCCUCCCAAACAGAUCUCUCCCGCGAACUCGGCCGCCUCGAUCUGCUCCGCGCCCACCUCGGAACCCAAGCAAACACCACUCGCGCAAUCAGCAAUGGCAUGCUCUCCGAUGCUGCCUCAACCGCCAAACGUAUAUCCACCGCCGUCAAGAGGCUGGACCGCGAGCAGUCAAACGUUCGAGCCACCCUCCAGGUCGUCGAGCAGGUCGCCGAAUUGAAAGCAUGUGUUCUCGGAGUUCACGGCUCCAUGGGAGCUCCCCAGGAUUGGGAGACGGCUGCCGGUCACCUCAGUCGAGCCUCCAAAAUACCCCAAGAUGUUGUUGAUGGCAGCUUCGCCGAGGAGAUCGUUCCCACCACCGAGAUCCCGGACCCCCCUAGGGUCACCCUCGAUCAAGCUGCCGAGUCUCUGUGCGGCCUGUUUCUCCGCGAAUUCGAGAAGGCCGCGAGCGAGGGCGAUGGCUCACGAGUCACAAGGUUCUUCAAGCUAUUCCCCUUGAUCGGCCGCACUGAUACCGGUCUCGACGCUUACGGUCGAUAUGUGUGCCAGGGCGUAGCUUCGAGGGCCCGAACAAACUUCAACUCGGCCGCUCCCGCACAGCGCAAAGAGGGUUUCUUCUAUGCGCAGACCAUCACCAAAUUGUUCGAGCACAUUGCUCAGAUCGUGGAUGGCCAUGAACCAUUGGUGGAGAGGCAUUAUGGCCCUGGCAUGAUGGCAAAGGUCAUUGAACGACUACAGAUGGAGGCCGAUGUUCAGGGUGGCAUCGUAUUGGAUACUUGGCAUGAAGAGCGAGGCAUCGACCGCAAGCUUACCGAUAUCAAGUCCUACGCCUUCUCGUUUUUGGUACAGAGUUUCAUGCAGAAGCCUGCAGCCGGCGCCCCUCGCUCCAAUUCUCCCUCCAAUGCUCCGACGAGAUCCAGCGAAGAUGAAGGCGUCAACAUGAAAGAGGUAGAUGGUCUAUUGGGAGAGAGUGCUCUCAUGUUGGGACGGUGGGCACUGUACUCGCGAUUCAUCUCUGACAAAUGCGCUCCUCGCGAAUCCCCUGACCCGCCCGGGAUCGAUCAUGGCCUCACCAUGCCUCCGUUUUUGUCGACGAGCAACCUACACAAGAAGGUCUCAUCCCAUCUUGUAGAACCAUUCAAUGAGAUGACAACAUUCUUCUUCCGGCGUUCGGUAGAGAAGGCGUUUCAACUUGAUGAAUCUCCCUCGGACCUCAACCUGAAUCCCUCGAAGCCGCUGGGGGGUAAUCCCCCGUUCAUCACCUCGGCUGUGGACGAUGUCAUGUAUAUCGUCAAUCAGAUACUACAAAGAUCCCUGGCAACCUCACAACGAGCCGUCGUGGGCAGUGUUGUCCCCACCAUAGCACGUGUUCUUGGCGGCGAUUUCAUUGGAAUGAUCCAGCGAAAGAUGCGCGACGAGUGUUAUCCGAAACCUGUGAUCCAGGGUGCACUUCCGCCCGAAGACAAGGUCAUUGCUUUCCUAGUCCUUAUAAACAACCUUGACAAGGCGAACGACUACAUCAAGCAGAUUCUUGAGACACAGCUAGGCGGGCAAGAACCUGGAGGGUCUCGACUCAAGCACUUGUUUCCCUUCGGACAUGACGCGACCUUCGUGGAAGACAAGCUCAAAGCUUUGGAACAAUCAUUUACGUCCAAAGCUGGCGAGCUACUAAAUGACGGUAUCCAAGUUACAUUCCACAACGUGCUAAAACCUCGUGUCCGCCCCAUCUUUGCCGAAGCAUUCCGCGACGUAGAUUAUGCACCUUCUGGUGAGGAGGACGACGCGGAUGACGACGACCUCGACGAUGAUGUCGAUUUAGUCAAGUCGCGCUUCGACCGCGGUUGGGGAGCUGUGAUCCGCCCGAUCAAACGUAUCCUGACACCCGCCAACUACGACCGACUGUUGACCGUUGCAAUGACGUCCUUGGCUAGUGCGCUUGAGAAGCGCAUCAAGGGGUACUAUGGAAGGGUCAACGAAUUAGGUGCCGUGAGAUUGGAACGCGACGUCGCUGGCAUCGUCAAUGCUGCUGUGGGGGGUGGUAGAUAUGGUCUGCGCGACGCCUUCACAAAAUGCACGCAGAUGACUCUGAUAAUGAACAUGGACGACGACGAAUGGGACGACGUGGUGAAUGAAGAAGGAGGAGACUCGGGCAUUCCGUGGGUCAUGGACGCAGAAGAGAGAAAUAGAAGGAGAGUUCUGGCACAAUGUCCACUAUACCAACAUUACUCCGCCGAACGCCAUGAGCCGUACUCUACCGGAACCUGGAAUCUCUCCUAUGCCCGGCCUAUCCCGUCUUGUCGAACGUUCUACUCCCAGGAGGUCGAGGACACCAUAGAAAGACUGCGACAUGUAAUCGUCGACCCGGACUUGAUGCGCAUCUUCGAAAACAGCUGGCCGAGCACAUUGGAUACGACAAUAGCAUGGCGGGGCUUUGCCAACUCCAACUACACCACUGCUCCGGAUGAAGACCUGGCCUUUGUGAUCACUGGAGACAUCGAAGCAAUCUCGAACAGUCUUGCAGCCUUGUUUCGAGGAGCCAUCAACCUGCAAGCCCGAUACAUCAUGGAUGCCCCGUUCUGCAAUGCCUUUCAGGCUCCUGACGAAGCCGGCAUAAUACGCAAGAGCAGUGCCAAUUCCGACACAAUCACACCCUACUUUGACUUCUACAAGGUAUUCUCCUGCCAGUGGGAGCUUGACUCGGUUGCUUCGUUCCUCCAGCUGUCCUCGGACUACUUGACUGCAACGCAGGACUACGACUUCUUUGCGCGACACAACUGGACCGCCGCCGUGGACACCAUCCUGACCACGGCCCGGAGCAUGACCAUCAAUUCGUACUCCGAAGACGGUGUCUGGCUCCAUACGCCGUACACCUAUUGCGCACCGUACGGAGGCACCCCGAUCAACGACUGCAACGGAUCCCCCCACCGCGGCAACAUUGGUCUCAUCCGGUCGUACCACCGCCCCUCAGACGACGCAUGCACCUACCAGUACCUAAUCCCUUCCAACAUGAUGUUCAGCGCCGCACUCAACGCCACCGUACCCAUCAUGUCGUACAUCGAGGGCAAGAACCUAAACCUCACGAAGCAGAUGCGUGCCAUGUCUCGCGGAAUCCGCAAGGGCAUCGAAGCCCACGGAAUCGUGCGCGAUCCCGUACACGGCGACAUCUACGCCUACGAGGUCGACGGCUACGGCUCCGCAAACGUCAUGGACGACCCUAACAUCCCCUCCCUGCUCUCCGCCCCCUUCAUUAACUACCUCCCCCGCGACUCCCCCGUCUACGCAAACACCCGCCGCAAGAUCCUUAGCAAGGACAACCCGUACUACUCCUGGGGCCCCGUCAUCACCGGCGUGGGAAGCCCGCACACGCUGCCCGGGCGUGCGUGGCCGAUGGCUAGCAUCAUGGGGAUCCUGACGAGCGACAACGACGCCGAGAUCGUGAGGUUUCUAUCCGACCUCGUCGGCAGCACGGAUGGGUUGGGCGUCAUGCACGAGAGCGUCAGCAGCCAUCAGCCCGGAAUAUGGAGUAGACAGUGGUUCUCAUGGGCAAACGGCCUCUUCGGCCAAGCCAUCCUCGACCUCGAGAAGCGGAAACCGCAUAUUUUGAAAAUGGGCUUCCAGCACAAACUACCCAAGCACAAACGCCCGGACAAUGAUCCGUUUUAG
This is a messenger RNA of Aaosphaeria arxii CBS 175.79, 3804 nucleotides long. RefSeq names its product glycoside hydrolase family 125 protein. Gene Ontology annotation, biological process: carbohydrate metabolic process. NCBI's taxonomy places the organism in Eukaryota, Fungi, Ascomycota, Dothideomycetes, Pleosporales. The record is from RefSeq and is a predicted model, not a curated record. Bases 1 to 3804 code for a protein of 1267 amino acids. The transcript is spliced from 6 exons.